Molecule: messenger RNA, 1245 nt
Organism: Zea mays
Lineage: Eukaryota; Viridiplantae; Streptophyta; Magnoliopsida; Poales; Poaceae
Product: 40S ribosomal protein S2-3
Exons: 2
Coding region: 224-1048 (274 amino acids)
Biological process (GO): translation
Cellular component (GO): ribosome; cytosolic small ribosomal subunit
Molecular function (GO): structural constituent of ribosome; RNA binding
Source: RefSeq, a predicted model, not a curated record
AAAACGGGCCUUAGCAGCAAUCCAGGAACGUUUACUGGACUCCUGGCCAUUUCAGCCCACGGUCUCCGCCGCAGCAUCUCCGAGAGAACCCUAGUUCCAUCCCUCCGUAUAAAUAACUGUUCUCCUCCAGAACUACCACUCUUUGCGCCGCCGCAGCCCCAAACCCUCAUCCCCCAUCAAUCUCAGGGGCGCCCCAGCCACCCCACCCUUCACUCACCUAACCAUGGCGGAGCGCGGCGGCGAGCGUGGUGGAGAGCGCGGCGGGUUCGGCCGUGGCUUCGGUCGCGGCGGGCGCGGUGACCGUGGUGGGCGUCGCGGCGGCCGCCGUGGCCCGCGCCAAGAGGAAGAGAAGUGGGUUCCCGUCACCAAGCUCGGCCGCCUUGUCAAGGAGAACAAGAUCACCAAGAUCGAGGAGAUCUACCUGCACUCGCUCCCCGUCAAGGAGCACCAGAUCGUCGAGACCCUCGUCCCGGGGCUCAAGGACGAGGUCAUGAAGAUCACGCCCGUCCAGAAGCAGACCCGUGCCGGGCAGCGCACCCGCUUCAAGGCCUUCGUCGUUGUCGGCGAUGGCGACGGCCACGUCGGCCUGGGAGUCAAGUGCGCCAAGGAGGUGGCCACCGCCAUCCGCGGCGCCAUCAUCCUAGCCAAGCUCUCCGUCGUCCCCGUCAGGAGGGGGUACUGGGGGAACAAGAUCGGACAGCCCCACACCGUGCCCUGCAAGGUCACCGGCAAGUGUGGCUCCGUCACUGUGCGCAUGGUGCCCGCGCCCAGGGGUUCUGGCAUCGUCGCCGCGCGCGUGCCCAAGAAGGUGCUGCAGUUCGCUGGCAUUGAGGAUGUCUUCACCUCGUCCCGUGGCUCCACUAAGACCCUUGGCAACUUCGUCAAGGCAACCUUCGACUGCCUGAUGAAGACCUACGGCUUCCUCACUCCUGAAUUCUGGAGCCAGACCAAGUUCUCCAUGGCCCCGUUCCAGCAGUACACCGACCUGCUGGCAAAGCCCACCAAGGGCCUUGUGCUCGAGGCCCCAACUGAGACAGUAGAGGCUUAGGAUGGUUUGAGUGGAGAGCUCUACUCGUCGGGUGCUUGUCUAAAUGCGGUAUCUAUAUUAUAGCUAAGAACUGCCGGAGUCGAUUUUGGGUUCUGUUUUGUCCUGGAUGCUGUUCUGUACUGUCAAGUUUUGGAUUAUGCUAUGGCACUUUUUAUCGAUGAAUGCUACAUAAUGAUCUCAUGAUAGUGUUUUUUUCA